ACGUAUCAAUCGCCAGGAGUCUGCCGACGACAGAUCGCCGCGAAUCCGCCGAGGCGCGAGUGUCGCGUAAGGACAUUGUCGGGUGGUGGACCCGUCGUCCACCGUCUCCGCUCGCGCGAUCAUGACGGUCCCGCGGGCGCGAGACGCGCCGACGAGAUAGUCUACGAGGAGGGCUGGCUGGAGCCUCUCGGUUUACCCCCGGGGCGCCGAGAGUGUCGGACAAGUUCCUCUCUCGUUUGAGAGGGAAAAGGCGGGUAGAUCGAUAGGCCAGCUGGUGUGCGUGCUCGCGGCCGUUUUCGCAGCCAGUCGGUGCGACCGCGCGGGGUGCGGCCCAGGAUGGUGAAGGCACCGAGCGUGGCACCCGCCGGUGGAACGGCGGGUGUCAGGAGGAUCCAUCCCGGCCCCGAGAUCGCCAUGAACCCGAGGAAUCUGCCCACGGCCUCCGCGAGCAUGCCGCCUGCUAUGCGGGGAGAUGCCAAUGCUGUCGGCAGAACGACACCCGUUUAUCAUCUCCAGGUGGACGUCUCCACGCAGGCAGACCUCCACGGCGGCUUCGGCGGUCCUGGUGGUGUUAUGGACUCGUGGGAUCGUCGCGCGACCCCGUUGUACUCGCGCGAGGACAUCAAGGAGCAGUACUGCAUCACCAGCCGGCAGCUGGACGCCGUCGAGAAGUCCGGCGGCGGUUUCUUCGGGUGCCUGUCAACGAGGGGACCGUCGCCGUGCAGCACCACCAGAAAUUCCAUCCUGUCGGCGUGCGUGCGUAGUGUCCCCAGCGACGAGAACCUCUGCGACGCGCCCUACCCUCGAAGGCCCCUCCAAAUUAUGUUCCGUCAGCCUUAUCCGACCUACUCCCGCGGUCUGUCGCGGUACGACCUUGAGGAAGAGGCGGACUGGAUCGAGAGUUCCUACUUCAGACGGCGCCCGAGAUCGUUUUGCACUGUGCCCGACCCGAAAAGAUACACUUGGGUCCCGGAGGACGAGGAAUCCAUGAAGCUGGAAGGUCCACGGCCAGUACUGCCACCAGUACCUCCCCCUCCCGCCUCCGCGAUGACGAUGCAAAUAUCGCAAGCUCCAAAGGCGAAACAUGUGAGCUUCGCGAGAUCGCACACGCUCACGUCGUUCGAAGUCCCAAGGAACAUAAGCCCCCCGAGGCCACAUAAUCCGGAACGUCUUAUAGACUCGCAGCCGACUAUGCAGAAUACUAUAAUGCCUUCGUCCUUGCCCUUAGCCCAUCCUUAUCCUGGCGUUGAGCCACGUGUUCUUGUACUUGGUAAGUUGUGUCUCGCACAAUGA
Messenger RNA from Vollenhovia emeryi, 1293 nucleotides. RefSeq lists its product as uncharacterized. Bases 337 to 1293 code for a protein of 318 amino acids. The transcript is spliced from 3 exons. NCBI's taxonomy places the organism in Eukaryota, Metazoa, Arthropoda, Insecta, Hymenoptera, Formicidae. The record is from RefSeq and is a predicted model, not a curated record.